GAGGAGAAAGAGACGCACAUUUUAGGCACAACAACAACAACAACAACAACACCUGAUACUCUUUCAUCAGGGGUCAAUAUAAAAAAAUAGCUUAAUUAUUAUUUUUGGGGUUUGGUUGGAAAGAUUUUUGGAGAUGACCAACGUCCAGUUAUCGAGCAGCGCGCUGGAGAGGCUGGUGGCCAGGAGGACCUUCCCUCUCCACAGACGCACAAGCGUCUGCCGCAACCUCUUCGGACCGGUGGAUCACGACGAGCUGAACCGGGAGAUGAAGUCCAAGCUGCGGGAGAUUUCAGAGCGGGACCAGCAGAGGUGGAACUUUAAUUUCGAAGCCAACACCCCGCUGGAUGGGGAUUACGAGUGGGAAGAGGUGCCCGUGGAUACGACCCCGGCGUUUUAUCAGGACCCUGUACAGAACGGGAGGACCAGGGUGCCUGAGACACCCAUGAAGCAGAGGCCCUCCUCGGACUCUGUUCUCCCCGAGAGCCCGGAUAUGGAUGUACUGGAGCGCUUGGUCGUGCCCGAGAGCAGCAGCACUCCCUGCCCGGUGGAGGUUAACCAGGAGAACCGCACAGACAAACUGAACUCAGGGAAGCCGGCUCACAGACAGUGUGUUAGACGCAAGAGAACAGCAACUACUGACAACAACACACACAUCACAGACUUCUUCGUGAAACGAAAGAGGGCUGCUGAUAAAAAAUCUAAUGAUCUGAGCGCUUGCCACCACUCCAAGUCUCCAAUCCCGGUGGAACAAACUCCCCGAAAGAGGAUUCGUUGAAGGUGUUUUGCACUAUUUGCCUGCGCAUUUUGAGGAACAAGAUGAGGACGUUUCUCUCUGCAACUUAAAACGCCGGAGAAAGAGAAGACAAGAGACGGUGUGUGGUGGGAGAGAAAAGAAGAAGCCCGACCGGCAGGGUGCUCCGGCUCGGUGCGCCCCGGCGGAGCGCAGCCCGGACACCGGAGCAGACUCUCAGGACUGAACGGUUUGGGGAGGGGGAAGGGGACGGAGAGAGAGGACAUUCCGCCGAAUGACUUCUAUCCAGUACAAAUGUAGCAUUCAUUGUUGCUUUUGCAUACAGCCACUCGACAGUGUUAAAUGUUUUAACAUCUGUGCAAUCCUAAAUUACUUUAAAAGAAUUGUCUACACUGGCCAAAAGUGUACAGCUUUAUAGAGACAAUAAAAUUUUAUUUCUGUUCUGGUUUUUCUGUAAAUGUAUAUUUUUAAAACUAUUCUAACUUAUAAUUUAUUUAUGUUUCUUUAUUUGUUAAAUGCCUUGUUGAUUUAGCCAAAGGGCAUAUUCUUAUUUUAUUUUAUUUUAUUAUUUCCAUUUGUUUGUGUUAUUGUGAUGUUUUUGCAAUCAUGUAGCUCACCCAUAGUAGUCCACACUUGAAAAAAUAUAGGUUUCUUUGUGUUUCUGAGCCGUUUUUUAUGUAUGUGUGUUUUCAUACAAGUGCCCUAAUAAUGUCUUGUAAAAGAUGAGAAUAAAACAUUUUUUUCACUUCAACUUCAAAGUA
Messenger RNA from Centropristis striata (black sea bass), 1512 nucleotides. RefSeq names its product cyclin dependent kinase inhibitor 1Cb (gene cdkn1cb). Lineage: Eukaryota; Metazoa; Chordata; Actinopteri; Perciformes; Serranidae. Gene Ontology annotation, cellular component: nucleus. Bases 134 to 775 code for a protein of 213 amino acids. Gene Ontology annotation, molecular function: cyclin-dependent protein serine/threonine kinase inhibitor activity. The record is from RefSeq and is a predicted model, not a curated record. Gene Ontology annotation, biological process: regulation of cell cycle. The transcript has 3 exons.